CAGAGAAUUGGUUGAAUGUACGGUUUGUGACCGGGUGCGCGCGGAGUGCGGGGUUUUGCCGCGCUGCGCAAAGCGCCCCGCACGCCGCGAGCCGGCAGGCUCGCCGCUACGUCCGUCCGACAGUCGUGUCUACGGCGCCACACCAGACGCUCGCGCGCUUCUCUACCCCGACCGGCUCACGAAUAAUGUUUCAGUGUUUGCCAAACUCAAUUGGAGGUCUCGGUAGAAGUAUCGUAUUUAAUAGUUUACACUGUAUAACCAACAGCAUAGUCUCAGUGAGUGUUACGCAGUGUGUACGGAAAAAACUUUGUCGAAGAUUCUGAAGAAUCUUUCGUAAAUUGUGUAAAUCGCCGGCCGCGGUCGGAUAGCGUUUUGCACAAACUUUUCGACGGUGUGCGUUGAACCCAUCGCGCGCAUCGUCCCUGUGAUAAGGGGCCCUGUGAUAUCGACGACUUCGUCUUAGCUUUAAAACUAGUUAGUCCUUAGAAAUUAAACAAAAUGUCGGCGACCGACACUCAGAUAUUCCCAUUCGACUUCUGGGAUACGUUGGACGAGGAGUCAAUGGAGCUGACUCAAACAUCAGAGUUCUGGACGCAAGUCCAGUACGAGGCAGAGCGGCUGGACUUGGUGCCCCCAGCGGAUCUAGAAAUGCUCCAAGAUGAGCUGGAUUGGAGAAUAUUGGACGCUCCGGAAGAGUUAGAACAUAAAGAGAACAUAGUCCACCAUGACUGUAUGUGGGCAGGCUCGUGCGCUGAUUCCGUUCAUCCUACGAACACAUUUGUACCAUCCGAGCUGUCGCGGGCAGCCACGCCGGGGCCGGGACAGAGCCUGCUCCGACGGGAUAUGUCACCGCCUAGACCGGACACUCCGCCUUCGCUGGACGGGGACGAACCCCCCCAGUUCCGCCAUGCCGUCGACGUCGUGGGCACAGCGCAGCGCCUGCUGAGGGACUCCGCGGCCGUCGCCGCCGACCACUCCUACACCCUCGCCCGGCAACAGUUCGACAAUCUGGGCGUGCAAACACCGUCUGACUCCUGUGAAUCAGAGGAGGAAAUCGACGUGGUAUCCCUCGGCACGUCGCAGCUGCCUUUGGCCGUAACCCAUGUGCGCACAGACUCGCUCCCACGCGUGCCGUCAGCUCAGGAACGCCAGCACAUCCAGCGGACAGUAGCCUCAGCCAUGAGUCCUCGACCAGCAGCUCGCAAGCGCUUGGUCCCGCCAACAACAACGGCAGCCGCUGUCCCGCGCCGAAGAGCGCGCGGCCCCGGCCGCCGCGGACGCCGCUCCAACACCGACACUGACUCCGAAGCCGAAGCCCCAGAAAUGGAGCGACGCUCUAUACACAACGACAUGGAGCGCCUCCGGCGGAUCGGCCUCAAAAAUCUCUUCGACGAACUCAAGAAACAGAUCCCAGCCACGAAAGAUAAGGAACGCGCUCCAAAGGUCGUUAUACUCCGCGAAGCCGCUUCACUGUGUCGUAAGCUCAGAGAAGAAGAGAUCGAGCGCGAAUGUCUUAGAAAGCAGCAAAACAAACUCCUCACCAAAUUGAAAAAGCUCCGCACUAUGGCGGUCGCGCGCUAUCGUCCGUAUUGAGAGGCGCGCCGCCUCUCCUUGGUUUUAGCUUGUUCCUUGCGGAACUCCCAGGGCCUUAUCCAUGUGACAUUAUGAACUUUUGUACGUAAGUCGCUUCACAACCUACUGGACGUUGUAAAUGGGCCCGGUAGAACGAGGAGCUCGCCCGUUUAAGUCCCUGGUCGGGAGUAUAUGUAACAGUUUCAGCUUUAAUGGCUUACUCUGCUUCUGUGGGAAAGUACUGAAGUUUUAAAUCAAUAACUCGAGUUAUUAUGUUUUGCUCAACGAUAUUAUACAGUGCCAAAGUGAGCCAUAAAACUGUUUUUUACUAUAAAUUCCUAGGUUCUCAGUAAAAUAUCUUAACUCACAGACUGCUUCGUGAACUAGUAGACUGGUUGUACCUCUAAAAUGUUUUUGAAUUAUCAUUAAAGUAUAAAUAGUUGACAUAGCGCAUUACAGAUUUACUCCGUGUUGAAUAUUCGAAAAAGAUAUGACAUUUGUUGAUAUUGUUUCGAAACAGUAACGAAGAUUUUUUACUGGACCUUCCAUUUUUAAGAUAAAUAGAUGAUAAUGUACCAUGGUGUUUCAGUGUCACGUUUAAAUGUAUGAUGCGAGUUUUCGGAUGCUGUAAAUAGGGUUGGGAGCGAAGCUAGUGAUGUGUUUAAAGAUUGUUUGGGCGGGCGUCGCGAGCGCGCUAGAUGUCGUUCGAAAGCGCGCUCAGCGCCGCACGCGCCGGCGCCGCUCCAUGUUCGAGGUUGAAGGAGACACGCUGGCCAAUAUAUAUGUUUUCGGGCCGAUAAGUAGGUUUUCUAUUACAGUCCUCGACCCAGCGAGCGCCGGGCGAGGUAGUGAUAACUUGUUUUAAAUGAUAUUACUAUAAGUUAAAAAAAUACUUAGGUUAGUUCGCUUAUGUUUUUUAGCGUUUUGUUAUUUUGUAUAAAUUUAACACUUAGAUGUUUUUUACAUGUAGUCGCGCAAUUAACUCCGAUUCACUAUUUUAGCACAUGGAUUACCAUGGAUUGGAUUAACGUAUUGGACCAUUUUAAGCGUUUAUACAUAUAUUUAAUUUACAUUGUAUUGCAGCUACAAAUAAAUUGUUAUCGCAUAUUCUGAUCGCUUAGCAAUAUAAAAUAAAAUCACCAAGUAUGACAUAGAAUAUGACAUUUUAAAAUGUAUUUUCCGCUUGAAAAUAAAAUGAUACUUUAUUCGUAUUGAUAUCGCAAUAGUUAUGUCCGAUUGA
This is a messenger RNA of Cydia strobilella, 2812 nucleotides long. It is a transcript of the gene Myc, whose product is annotated as myc proto-oncogene protein. NCBI's taxonomy places the organism in Eukaryota, Metazoa, Arthropoda, Insecta, Lepidoptera, Tortricidae. The record is from RefSeq and is a predicted model, not a curated record. The transcript has 3 exons. Gene Ontology annotation, molecular function: RNA polymerase II cis-regulatory region sequence-specific DNA binding; DNA-binding transcription factor activity, RNA polymerase II-specific; protein dimerization activity. Bases 499 to 1593 code for a protein of 364 amino acids. Gene Ontology annotation, biological process: regulation of transcription by RNA polymerase II.